GAGCGAGAGAGAGAGAGAGAGAAAAGCAAGCAGGCAGGCAGGCUGCCGCUAUCAGGGAAUACUGGUGCCAUUUUCAGCAUCACAGGGUAAAAGCAUUGAGCCUCGCCGCUGUACGCUCGGCUCAGCUCGCCUCUGCUCAGAACAGCUAUACAAGAGGGGGAUUGGAGGGACAACAAAAGGAGGAGAGAACGGCUGACCCCUAACACAGAACCCCUUAUCCCCCUUCCCCCUUUCCCGUCUCACCUCACCUCCCCCUCCCAGCUCUGGCUACAGACGGAGAGAGUUAUGCAGUCCUUCCGUGAGCGCAGCGGUGGUUACCACAGCAACCAACCCUGCUACCAGCAGGAGCCUCAUGAAUUAUCCCGCCUGGAGACCUACCGGCAACACCCGCAUCAUCCCCACCCUCAGCACCCUCACCCAGGCCCUGGUCCACAUCCAGGCCCAGGGCACACCAGGUCAGGCUAUGAGGCUCACUCACUGGCGAACCCCACGAGCAUGCCUUCAGCUGGAGGCCCGGGAGAUGGAGGAGGACCCAAGGACUGUUACAGCCAGCAAGCCUACCCUGGUUACCCAGGCAAUGGUGGAGGGAAUGGAAGUGGAAAUGGGGGCUCAGCACCCUCGCAGGCAAAGAAAUCCUUCAGAGGAAGCAAAGUGCCCCCUCCAAACCCAAGUCAGCACCUACAGGGCCCUGGGGGCUAUAGUAACCACAUGGGCCCUGGGAGUUACUCAGCCCAGUAUGUGAGCGAGGGCCACCUCCAGCAGAAAUGGGAAGACUCAGCCCAGUUAGCACAGUAUGACCAGGACAUGGUGGGGCGUAUGGAGGCUGGUGGUACCCCUGCAACUGGCUCCUCCCAGUACAUGGAUCAGAACAUGCUGGGCCUCUCUCAGACCCAGUGCCACCAACCCUCCACCCCUGUCUAUACCAGCCCCCACCAUCAGGCCCACCCCCCUAACCCUGCCCCCUCCCCUCUCAUGUACCCCCAGAGUCACCUUCACUACCCCCAGCACUCACCCUCUCCUUCGCCAUACAUGGAAAAGUGCAGCCCUAUGCCCCACUGUUAUAAAGGUUACAAUAUACCCCCCAAUUCCCAGUAUGGCAGACAAAUGAGCAGCCACAGCAAUCUGAAGCAGGGGGGUUACAGGUCGACUCAGAACAGUUACGGCUACCAGCAGCCUCCCACCAGAGGUUAUGAACAGCAGCUCCCUUUACAGGCCAUGACCAAUCCCCAGGAGCCCCACCCUAAAUACCAACACUACAGCCAACCCCAACAAAACUACUGUCUCUCAGAGCUGUCUGUCAGAUCACCAGAACAGUAUUAUCAGACUUGUAGCCCCUCCUCAAGCCACUCCCCUGCACGCUCUGUAGGACGCUCACCCUCGUACAGCUCAACCCCUUCACCACUAAUGACCAAUCCAGAGUCCUUCCAGUAUGGCCAACCUCCCAUGACCCCUGGGGCAGCAUCCUCCUCUUCAUCCUCUUCAGCUGGUAUGCAGGAGCAAGCCAGUACCAACACCAUGUUGAUGCCUCCACGCUCACACCCCUCACCCAACGUGCCCCAUGCAGCCACCCACAGCUACACUACUACACCGCAGGUCCCCACCAUGAAAGAACGCUUCUCAGAGAAGCUGUUGUCAAACCCCAGCUUGUGGAGCCUGAAUGCCCUUACCUCUCAGGUAGAGAACAUCUCUAAUAAUGUCCAGCAGCUGUUGCUUUCAGAGGCCCUGGUGGCCAACAAGAAAGGCAGUAAGCGCAGCAGUGGAGGGAGCAACAGCAGUGCUGGAAGUGGAGCAUCCGCCAAAAAGGGUGAGGAGUACAAAGGUCCUCCAUUUCCAGACGGUGGUGGUGGUAGUGUUGGUGGAGGCCCCAUGCAGGACCCUUACUCUACUCCACAGCACCAGCCAAUGCCCAUGGAACUACAUGAAGGAGGCUACUCCAGCAGUAGUGAUGAACAACUAGAGAGGGGUUACUACUACUGUGGCCAGGGCAGAAGUCCAGCACAGGCCCCAAAUAACACACAACUCAGCCUGGACACAGCCUCUUCAUGCUCAAUGACAUCUCCAGAUGAUAUGUCCACCAGGUCUGGAGACUCAGGUCUACACAACCUUACCCCUGACCCUACAAGAUGUCAGUCAGGGCAUGGAGGAGAUGGCAUGAGUACUCCAGUGAAGAGCAUUGGUGACGAGAGGUCUCCUAUCAGCAUUACAAUCCCAAGUCCAAUGAAACAAGAAAGGGACUCCCCUUCAGACAUACAGCAUAUCAAUGAGUCUGUCAAAGAGAACUUUGAAGAAUCAGCCUGGACAGAGAAAUCAGCUGACAAAGAGGAGGUGUCAACAGAUAACACUCCUGACCGUGAGAGAGAUUCAGACACAACUAAAUCUACAGAGAAUCUGGAGAAAUGGUCAGAUGAAGAGAAAUGCCCAGCUCUAUACAAUGAAGUUAACAAAGAGGUGACAGAAAAAAACUAUUGCUAUAAGGAGACAGUGUACCAAGGGCUCCACAGCAAAUAUGACCCUGAUGCAAGGGACUCAGUUGAACAGUCCCCAGCAGCUCUCUCUGACUCCAGCCACAAGGAACACUUUGGCCAAGAGAUUAAAUCAGAGGCGUUCAAAUCUGAGUCUCCGACUGCAUCUGAGAGCUCUGUGAAAACACUGCCUUUCAUUUCUAGGGGUGACCUUGAACAGGAUCAAUAUUCCAUAGAGAAGGAGGACAGCUCAGAGAACACCUCUCCAACCCCCCAAGUUGAGGCAUUGGACGAGAGCAACUCAGACAAGAGAGAGAGCAGAGAUGAGGAGGAUGAAGAGGAGGGGGAGGAGGAGGGGGGUGGACAGGAGGAGGCCGACCAAGAAGAAGAAGAAGAAGAAGAAGAAGAGGAAGAAGAGGAAGAAAUAAUAAUACAGAAACAACAACAACUUUCUCUUUCCCCUGCUCUGUCUGCAGAGGUUAGGGAGGAACUGGGGGAGGGCGAGAAAGUGUCAUUGACUGAGGAGCACAUGAAUAACAGAGAUGGGCAAGAGAAGCUUCCUGGAGAUCUCUGCAGCAGGACAGAGAGUCAGAGUACUGAGCUCCUUACUGACAAUGAGCUUACAGGGGCACCUGCCCAUCCAAAUGCAGCAGCAGCAACAGCAGCAGCAGAUGCUUCCACAAGGGAGUCCGCCAUUGGUGACACUGCUCCUCAGCCUCAGUCUGCUAUGCCAGUCUUCUCAGCUCUCAAUGACAAGACAACACCUCCAACACAGGCCAGGGAUCAUAUUGAUCACAGUGAUGCUAAAGUGCUGGAGCCAGACUCUCCUCAGCUGCCAGGGAAGUCAAUACCUCCCUCAGCCCCCUCCUGGGCAGACACUCCACCCUCCCCCAAAAAAGGUGAUGAGGACAUGGAGCCAGGCAUCAGCUGUGCCAGUGCUGUGACCCCCUUGGCCAAGCCAGAACCUGUGGCCCCAUCUGCUCAGCCGAGGGCAUUUGGACGUAAGCAUGCCAGGGGCAGAAGAAGAAUCAUGCAUUCAGGUGUGGGAAUCAGGCGACAGCUGUGCUUGGAGAUAGAGGGGGAAAAGGAACAGGAAGGGGCUCCCUCACCUACACAGAAACCCUGCAUGCCUCCGAGCAAAACUAUGCUAUUCUCAGAUCAAAUGGACCUAGCUCAUCAGGAAUCUAUUGUGAGCCAGACUCCCAAAAUGCUAACUGGCGGUUUUCGUUCGAGAAUGUGCACUCGUUCAUUCAACGCACCAGACUUGCCACCCAAAGUUGAGCCUCAUGUGAAGAGAAAACCAGGCCCAAAACCAGGUUCAAAGCCUUGCCUCAAACCAGGGCCAAAACCUGGACCAAAACCAGGACCCAAGCCAGGUCCAAAACCAGGGCAUAAACCUGGCCUAAAGCCUGGACCAAAGCCUGGGCCAAAACCUGGGCCUAAACCAGGACCAAAACCUGUGUCAAAUGAAUCAGAGCAGCCACUGAAAACUGAAACUCCUGUAAAACGAAAACCAGGACCCAAACCAGGUUCAAAACCUGGGGCAAAGCCUGGGCCAAAACCUGGACCAAAACCCGGUCCAAAACCAGCUCUAAAGCCAGGUCCAAAACCAGGACCUAAGCCUGGACCCAAGCCUGCAGAUGUUUUGCCCCCGGACAACCCUGCACCCAUCAAGGCCUCAGUGGGUCGCCCCAAAGGCUCAGUUUCUAAAGCAAAGCUGGUACAAGAAGAAACCAGUCAACCUUUGACAGGACUGCAAAGCAGGGUCAGGAAGAGUCAAAAAGCUAUAAUGUCACAAGUAAACCAGGAUGUAAAACCAGUAAACCAGGAAGAAAAACAAGCAAACCAUGAGGUUAAGGCACCAGAAAAGGAGGGUAAGAAUAUGGUCUUGAGAUCCAGAAAGCCCUCGCAAGAAAAACUGUCAAAAGAAAAAGAAAAAAUCAUAGGGGAAGAUAUUCUGCCCCAGACACUAACAGAAAUUAAAGCCAGUGUUGAUUCUCUAAAAGUAGAUGAGCCUGUUACUGUGGUACAAACUGCAGCUCCCAUCCUUAAUGCAGUCAAAAACACAGAAGUUCCAGCAGACCCACCUGCACCACUUUCCCCACCGAUCCCAACUGAACAAUCUGAAGAAAAGACAUCACUUUCAUUAAAACGGAAACUUAGCCCAGUGCUUUCUAUAACACCAGUAAAGAAAAAGAGGGGUCCAAAGCCCAAACCAAAACCCUUUCCACCUCAACCCCCUCUGCUGGAACAGGUUGUCUCUACACCUAAAGAGAAGGGUGUCCGGGGCCCCAAAAGAAAGCGUGGGCCACCCAAGAAAGCUUCUGUUGUCACUCCCCCACCAAAAGACACUCCUCCCAACAUCAGUGAAACUGACAUCACUACUGAUGUGCCUGUGGUGCCUCCACAAUGCCCCACUAAAACAAAAGUUCUCCCACCACGUAAAGGUAGAGGACAGAAAUAUGAGGCCAUGGUGCAGAAAAUAACAUCUCCUAGCUCGAAGAAACACCUCCCAAUUCUCCAGAUAGACAGCAGUCUAACUGAUGAUGUGACAGCCAAGGCUUUGCCUCAACAUGUCUCAAAGGAAGGUGAGACAUCUAUGAUCAUAAAUAGCACUGAGCUAUUAGAGGGAGAAGUGAAAAGCAUAGAGUCUAGACAAGAAGGAGUGAAACAACACGAAGGUGCAGCGAGAAAAAAGGAGCUGACACAAGAAAGAGAAAAGCAUGAGGUGAGUCAAGAGACAUCAACAUCAGAGGAGGGGAGACAAGGGGUGGAAGAAGAGGUUGUAAAUAAGCAAGAGACAAGGCAAGAAACCAUUAAACCAGGGACACAGCAGGUUGUCGGAACUGACAAGGUUUGGAGCUCAAUAGAGGCCCCAGUAGAUGUCAAGGCUCCAGGAGAGUGGACACAACAGGCCUCAGAAGGGGUGUCUUCUGCUGCCACUAAGUCCGCCAGAACUAAAAGGAAGAGAUGGGCCAUGGUGGAAAGCACAGAUGCCUCAGUAGUAGCAUUGGAAGCAGGGAGCCUAAUAGUUACAACACCAAGGCUAGCCAAGCAGAGGGCCAUUAAAAACAACCAUGAGAUGCACCUAAAACAGAGGAGAAAGAAGAGGAAAGGCCAAGCCCCUCUAGAACAUACAGAGACAGUCAAGGAGACAAAUAUUGAAACAGCAGAACAACAACAGGAGAGGGUAGAAGAGAAAGUAACCCCCACAGAGUCUACAGUACCUCUGCCAAUCAGCCCAGAUGAGAUCACAGAAGCCCCCCAUGUUACUAGCACAGAACUCAUUCAAAAACCUAGGAGAGGCAGAAAACCGUCCACAAAUCCAACUAAGAGAAAACGAGGCAAAGCCUCAUCAGAGCAGAUUCCUGGCAAGCCGAUGAAAAUCCACAAAAAGCCUGGGCCAAAACCUGGGAUGAAAGACGCCAUGGAGGUUAUUGAGGCAGUAAUAAGGGCUGCAGGAUGUGAACGGGCCAAAAAAGAGGAGAGAGAAAAAGAAGAACUGGAAAGAAGGGAAAGAGAAAAGAAGGAAAACCCAGAGACAUGUAUUGUGGGUCCUGUAGUAUCGGUAUCAGAAAAACAGACAGAGAUCAUUUCUGUGAAAAGAAUUAGGCGCAAACCAGUCCAUCAAAAUUCUAAACUGUCUUUCUGUCCUUAUGUACGGAUUAACAACUCCAGAGACUUUUCCUCUUGGUGUGCCAUAGUCAACAAGCCUGAGGAUGCAGUAAUAUUUCAGAGACGUAGAAAAAAGGGCAUACUCAGAAUGAGGAAUCCUUUCACAGUUGCAAAGGUAGUGCCACACACUGCUGCCAUGUUACAGGGACCCUUGGUAAACAGAAAUCUAAUUGACAGGUGUCUAACAUGUUGCCUGUGUGGAAAGCCAGCAAAUUACAGAGAUCUGGGUGAUUUGUGCGGACCCUACUACACAGAGGAUGGCGUUCCACGGAAAAUGUUGACGAUCGGGCACACAGAAUUCCUCAGGGAAGAGUCACAGAAAACCAAUGACAACAACAGUAGCAGCAGCGAAGAACCAAGCAACUCCUCAAAGAACGAGGGCGAGGGCAGCACAGAAAAGGAGAGCAAUACAGAGGCAUCCACUCAAGAGGGCAGUAGUAGCAGGCACCAUCAUUGGCGCUACCGGCGGGCAGAAAGAACAGAGAGAAUGGGUCAGGACAGUGGUCCACGAAGAUUAACUCUCCGAGAGAGGUUCAGGAGGAUGAAGCAACUCCAGGCCAUCAGCAUAGGGGCCUCAAGUGACCAAGAGGGUGGUGACAGCAUGUUCCAAAGGCUACAAGUGGAGGCUGAGGCUAAGGAGCACUGGGCCCAUGAAAACUGUGCCAUCUGGACCAAAGGGGUAAUUAUGGUAGCUGGGAGACUAUACGGACUGAGGGAGGCUGCCAGCAACUCAGCCCAAACGAGCUGCUACAAGUGCCAGAUUGUUGGGGCGUCCCUCAGUUGCUGUUGGAGAAGCUGCUCUCAUAAAUACCACUAUGUCUGCGCCAAAGAGAUAGGCUGCACAUUCCACGAGGAUGACUUCUCCAUCAAAUGUCCUAAACAUGAGGACCUGUAAGAUAUUUCAGUUCACCACCUCCACCACCAACACCACUUCUCAGCCAGGCAAGCAUUGACUAUCCAGCAAGGCAAACAAAGAAGCUGUCCUAACAGCCACCUAUAACCUAAAAAACACGGUGAUGACUGAAGACGGACAGGCACAUCGGCCAGUGGGGAAGGGUAAAAAUGCUGCGCUGAGGUGGUGCUAGGAGCAAUACAAGCCCUGGAGAAUGGCUCCGCUGAGAAUAGCUGCUCCCUGAACCCAACCUGGAAAUGUGUUUUUCCAACUGAGCCCCUUACUGGAAGGCAGAAGGCAGCGGCACUGUUUAACAAGAAGAUAGACUUCGCUUUAGAGACUGUGUGCCUAGAGCCCAGUACACAGGGGGGCUGUUUGAAAUGCAGAGCGAGGAAUGUGUGUGUGUUCUGCCUUCGGAUGGGUUGCUAUCAUAGUCAGACACAUGGUGGACACUGAUUGGACAGGAGCAUCCCUCUGGCCACCUUGUCUGUGGGCCAAGAGGUGUGUAUGGGCGUGUGUGUGUGUGUGUGUGUGUGUGUGUUUGCGUGUGUGAUAAUAACAUUGUCAUUCUACAGACACAUCAACAGUGUGUUUGUGCAUUAUUUGUCUGUGUGAGUGAAGAAGUUUGUCUCCAAUUCAAGAUGUCAUUGCAUCAUAAAAGCAGCAUCCACCAUCUGGAUGUACUAUCUCAAUGUGUGCGUUUGUGUUUAAAACAAGAGACAAAAAUGAAACAAAAAAGGAAACUGUACAUGAUGUGCUUUACAGGUUCUAGAUAUUCUGAUAUUGAAGAGUAAAGAAAAAAAUGGACGCAGUAUUUUAAUAUAAUGCUCUUAUCUUUGGAGAUGUAUUUUGAUGUGCAUUAUGACUAUACAACAUCAUUGCGUCAUCCUUGGUAAAUGUCAGGCUUUGUUGUAAUUCAGAAAUUAAAAAAGAAAAAAAAAGAUACCUCUUUUUAAGAGUGUUACUUCAACUGUGUGCACAUUCAAUAUGUACAGUAGACGCUGCCAUCAUCACUAGACAGGUUGCAGAUCAGGGCUCCAAGGGUCCAACCGGGAGUCAGGUCAUCUCACUUCAUAUCUGUGUACAGUUCAGAAGUAUUACUGUUAAACAUUGACAUAAUGUAUGAUUAUUUCACCUACCACAGCAACGCAGAAAGAUGUACAUUUAAUUCAGAUUUUAUAACACACCUGUCUGUUCGUGUACCUCAAAUGUAGCCUCUUUCACUCUUCCAUGCUAUGUAAUAAUGCCCUGUACAGGGUGUCAGUUUAAGUACUGGUCAUAUCAAAAGGAGACAUAUUUAAGUAUUAGAGCAUAAAAUAAAGUGCAAAAAUGCCACACCAAACAUUCUCUUUUAUGAAGCUCAUUAUUUAAUGGUGUAUAUAAGUAUUUGAUGCUGUUUAAAUGUAAGAUGUGAUGUACUAAUAUAAUUGUGUAUAGUAUUUCCUAGAGAUGUUUAUUUUCUAUAAAAUGGAAUAUGUUAUUGCUUAUAAAAUGUUAUUAAAAGAAUCCAUUGAUGAAAAAAAUGACCUUUUUUGGGAAUGUCACUUGUUAUAAGUUGGAGCAUGCCGUUUUAUUGAUUUUCAUGUCUUUGUUUGGAAUCGAUGACACAGCAUCACUUUGUUUGAAAUGUUUUUUGUAACGCCAAUGUUAAAUAUACCAGCACCUUCCAAUGCUGCUAUGACCAA
This is a messenger RNA of Sander lucioperca (pikeperch), 8714 nucleotides long. Its product is annotated as retinoic acid-induced protein 1. The transcript is spliced from 5 exons. Gene Ontology annotation, biological process: circadian regulation of gene expression; regulation of transcription by RNA polymerase II. The record is from RefSeq and is a predicted model, not a curated record. Lineage: Eukaryota; Metazoa; Chordata; Actinopteri; Perciformes; Percidae. The coding region runs from base 286 to 7032 and encodes 2248 amino acids. Gene Ontology annotation, cellular component: nucleus.